GGAGGACCUGUGGGUGCGGGAGGGGAAGAUCCUGAACCCGGAGAAACUCUUCUUCGAUGAGAAGGGCUCUGCUGACAUCCAGCUGGACUGUAAGGACAGCAUCAUCGCCCCCGGCUUCAUCGACGUCCAGAUCAACGGAGGCUUUGGGGUGGACUUCUCCCUGGCUACAGAUGACUUCAAAUCAGGCAUUGACCUGGUUAGUCAGAAAAUCCUCUCCCAUGGAGUGACCUCUUUCUGUCCCACACUGGUGACAUCUCCUCCGUCUGUGUAUCACCAGGUUCUCCCUCAGUUCAGUAUAAGAAAUGGUGGAGCCCACGGAGCAGGUAUCCUCGGGGUCCAUCUGGAAGGACCGUUCAUCAGCAAGGAGAAGAAAGGGGCACACCCAGAGCACUGCCUCCGCACCUUCGAGGCAGGCGCCUUCCAGGACCUGCUUGCCACCUAUGGGUCCCUGGACUACGUCCGGAUAGUCACCUUGGCCCCAGAGAUGAAGAGGAGCAGUGAGGUGAUCCAGGAACUCACCAAGCGGGGCAUCUGUGUCUCGCUCGGUCACUCGGUGGCUAAUCUCUCCCAGGCUGAGGAGGCUGUGCAGCACGGUGCGACCUUCAUCACUCACCUCUUCAACGCCAUGUUGCCAUUCCACCACCGCGACCCUGGGAUUGUGGGGCUGCUGACGAGUGAAAAACGGACGGUCUUCUACGGCAUGAUCUCUGAUGGCAUCCACACCAACCCUGCCGCCCUGCGAAUUGCGCACCGAGCCCACCCCAAAGGCCUGGUGCUGGUGACGGAUGCGAUCGCUGGCAUGGGGCUGGCACCGGGUCGGCACACACUGGGUCAGCAGGUGGUGGAGAUCGAUGGACUCAACACCUACAUUGCAGGCACAAAGACCCUGAGCGGUAGCGUGGCGACCAUGGACACAUGUGUGCGACACUUCCAAGAAGCCACAGGGUGCUCCGUAGAGACUGCGUUGGAGGCAGCAUCUCUGCAUCCCGCCCAGCUCCUGGGGAUUGAACACAAAAAGGGGACGCUAAAUUACGACUCCGAUGCAGAUUUCCUGAUGCUGAAUGACAGUCUGUAUGUGCAAGCCACGUACAUUGCGGGCGAGGAAGUCUGGAGACAGGAUGCGUUAGGCAUGUGACGCUGGGCUGUCCUGGUGCCCUGCAAGGCUCCCUGGCACUGUGGUUAGCAGCUUUGGUAACCACUCCACUUCU
Molecule: messenger RNA, 1208 nt
Organism: Pterocles gutturalis (yellow-throated sandgrouse)
Lineage: Eukaryota; Metazoa; Chordata; Aves; Pterocliformes; Pteroclidae
Gene: AMDHD2
Product: amidohydrolase domain containing 2
Biological process (GO): N-acetylglucosamine catabolic process
Molecular function (GO): N-acetylglucosamine-6-phosphate deacetylase activity
Source: RefSeq, a predicted model, not a curated record